ACUGUCUUACCAUUUGUGACGCGGAUUUUUGGUACUUUUCUACAUCUAAAUGAGUCUCAACAACAUCGCAAAAUGUAUGUCGUGACUGAAUACUUUGUCGAUCAACAAAAGAACUUUUAUUUUAUUUGCUACAUAUGUACGCGGCCAUUUAUAUAGAAAUGACUGCACUGAUAGGACCAGGAGCGCUGAUAAUAGGAUACUUGAAACAUAUCUGUGGAAUGUUUAAAAUUGCUAGUUACCGUAUCGAGCAUGCAAUGUCAAUUAACAUGUUUGACAGGAUUUAUCUACGUGAUAAAGCAGAGAUUCAUAAGGAAAUAAUUCGUGCUGUAGACAUUCACUGUAAAGCUAUGGAGUUCGCCAACUUUCUUAUAUCCAAUUUUCAAGACACAUUCGUCAUGUCACAAUUGUUUAACGUACUUUGUUUGAGCCUGAAUCUUUAUUGUGUUUUCCAAGCUGAUUCGUUUAAAGACAAUGUGGACGAAUUUUUAUACACUUUAUGCUUGCAAAUGGUAUUUUUGUGUACUCGUUUGUAGCCAACUAUGCCGGACAAGAAAUUAUUGAUCACUAUAAUUAUAUAUUUUCCGCUGCGUAAGGAACUUCGCUAUGUUAUUAAUUGAUUGCUGUGUUAUUAAUAAGCUAAUACUAAUAUUACUAAUAUUAAUAGGCUAAUACUAAUCCUAGCUCAAAUAAAAGUAAUGAUAAUUGUUUACAUUAAGGAACACCUCGCAAACAAUGAACUUGACCUUUACAUAUAUUAUAAUAUAACAUAAGGUUCUGCCCUCUCCCUG
This is a messenger RNA of Ooceraea biroi (clonal raider ant), 788 nucleotides long. RefSeq lists its product as uncharacterized. NCBI's taxonomy places the organism in Eukaryota, Metazoa, Arthropoda, Insecta, Hymenoptera, Formicidae. The record is from RefSeq and is a predicted model, not a curated record.